This is a messenger RNA of Beta vulgaris subsp. vulgaris (sugar beet), 2611 nucleotides long. RefSeq names its product probable receptor-like protein kinase At5g18500. Lineage: Eukaryota; Viridiplantae; Streptophyta; Magnoliopsida; Caryophyllales; Amaranthaceae. The transcript has 8 exons. The record is from RefSeq and is a predicted model, not a curated record. Gene Ontology annotation, molecular function: protein kinase activity; ATP binding. Bases 679 to 2211 code for a protein of 510 amino acids. Gene Ontology annotation, biological process: protein phosphorylation.
CAAAGGAGCAAAAGCAAAAUCAAAAGGAAAAUCCCAAAGAAUGCCUUCCAAUCCAAUCUGAAUGCUUCACUUUUACUGUUUGUGACCCAAAAUUUGUCUCAUCACCUACCACUGAUAACAUUACUCCACACCCACCACUUCCCUUAAUCUCUCUCUCUCCUCUUCUUCUUCUUCUUCUCUCCCCUUCACACAUACACACAAAACAAGAUAAUCAUAUUACUCUUAUUUACUACACAAUUUUUUUUAGCCCCCAAAUAUAUUUCCAUGUCCCUGUUUUUCCCAACUGAAAAACACCACUUUUCUUGUUGCCAUUUUUGGGAUAUUAGGGUUUUUACUGGUGAAGUUUUUGCCCAACAAGUGUGGUGGGAGAAAGCUCCAUUUCAGCUUAGAUUUAAAAAAAUUGUACAUUUUUUCUGUCAAACCCAGAAAAGAAAUACAAUAAAUUGUUCUAUUUAACCUGUUAUUUUGGUGGGGAUUUUUCUUAAAGGUUACCCUUUUUUUUUGUUUUUGAAGGUAUUGUAGUUUUAAUGGUUGCCCAUUUCAUGGGCUUUGCUGAAUUUGUUAUUGGAGAUCCAAGUUGGGUUUUUUGGUGCGAGUAAUUGGGUUUUGGGAUCCGAGCUUUAGUGCUCAGUUAAUCUGCACUUCUAAUUCCACCUGAGGUACUCCCGCUUUUCGAAAAUGGCUGAUCUUUAUGCUAAGUUAUCCAAGAAAGCUAUUUUUGGCUUGAAAGUCUGGGAACUGAUUGGAAUUUUUGUUGGACUGUUCAUCAUUAUCAUAUUAGCCCUUAUACCUCUAUGCCUUACUGCGCGCAAGAAAGCUAAGAGAGCUAAAGGCAACUUACCCGUCAGUCAAAUCCCCUCGGUUUCUAAAGAAAUUAAAGAAAUCCGAGUGGAGCACAUAUCGACGAAUGCAUAUGCUCCUGGUGAAGGGAAAUUUAUGACCCUCAAGGACAAAUUUAGUGAUAGGGAUUCUGAUAAGGGGGUACAUGGAGAUUCAGGUAAAGUGAGAAAUGGAGAUGGUAGCAGCCAGUCAGGGUCAUUUCAUCGUAUGGAAGUGGGUGGUUCCAUAUCAGGGGAUGAAGGGGGUUCUGGAGUGUAUGCUAUGUUUAAACCAUCUUCCUCUCAUCCAAUCACAGCUCCUUCUCCACUCAGUGGUCUGCCUGAAUUUUCACAUUUGGGUUGGGGUCAUUGGUUUACGUUAAGGGAUCUUGAAACGGCGACAAACAGAUUUUCUAAGGAAAAUGUCAUUGGCGAAGGUGGAUAUGGAAUAGUAUACAAAGGAUGCUUGGUCAAUGGUACCCCUGUAGCUAUAAAAAGGAUUCUGAAUAACCUAGGCCAAGCUGAGAAGGAAUUUAGAGUUGAAGUGGAAGCCAUUGGCCAUGUUCGUCAUAAGAAUUUGGUCAGACUUUUGGGUUAUUGUGUUGAAGGAACUCACAGGAUGUUAGUUUAUGAGUAUGUUAAUAAUGGCAACUUAGAGCAAUGGCUACAUGGUGCCAUGCGUCAGCACGGAUAUCUUACUUGGGAGGCCCGGAUGAAAGUGUUGCUUGGCACAGCAAAAGCUCUUGCCUACUUGCAUGAGGCAAUUGAGCCAAAAGUUGUUCACCGGGAUAUUAAGUCUAGCAAUAUUUUGAUCGGUGAAGAUUUUAAUGCAAAGGUCUCAGAUUUUGGCCUUGCGAAACUUCUCGGUGCUGGAAAAAGUCAUGUAACAACUCGAGUGAUGGGAACCUUUGGAUAUGUAGCACCUGAGUAUGCAAAUACCGGCCUUCUAAAUGAGAAGAGUGAUGUUUAUAGUUUUGGAGUCUUACUCUUGGAGUCGAUUACCGGAAGAGAUCCCGUGGACUAUGGUCGUCCACCACAGGAGGUGAAUUUGGUUGAUUGGCUUAAAAUGAUGGUGGGAAGUCGGCGGUCUGAGGAAGUUGUGGACCCGAAUAUUGAAGCAAAACCAUCAACAAGGGCUCUGAAGCGUGCUCUUUUGACUGCGCUGAGGUGUGUCGAUCCAGACUCUGACAAGAGACCCAAGAUGGGCCAGGUUGUUCGCAUGCUUGAAUCAGAGGAGUACCCCAUACCUAGAGAGGAUCGAAGACACCGAAAGGGUCGGGCAAAUAGCGCAGAGAUUGAGUCCUCUCAGAGGGAUUUCUCAGACACAGACAAAAGUGACAAUCCAGACUCAUUAAGGUCAGAUAUAAGAAGGAAGCCACGAGCAUCAGGAUAACCUUCUUGCAUGCAGUCUGAUCAUUCGUGUAAAAUGAUCAUCAUGGUGACGUGAUUUCGACACUCAGGUGCAAAGUCUUGAUGGAAUUAGGAUGAAUGUGGUUGAUUCGGGGCGUGGUCAUUAUUUUUCUUUUAUAAUUCUGUUUUCUUCUUUUUCUUGAGCGCUGGUGUAGUAGGGUAUUCUCUACAAGAUGAAGUCUGUUUAUUUUUUGGUCUGUAUCAUUUUUUACCCCUUUUUUUUUCCCAGGUAGUAGCCUAUUAGGUAGAAAUAUCACAUAUCGAUUAUCGAUAUUAUAUUUUGUGUAUGAAAGCGGUACGGUAAGAAGCUUUUUUUCAUUAGUGGGUGGGGGUGGGUUUGUACAGUAGUACAGUUAUUCUUGCUAUUCAAAUUUGUUCUAUGA